Messenger RNA from Lobosporangium transversale, 2648 nucleotides. RefSeq lists its product as hypothetical. The record is from RefSeq and is a predicted model, not a curated record. Lineage: Eukaryota; Fungi; Mortierellomycota; Mortierellomycetes; Mortierellales; Mortierellaceae. Bases 141 to 2648 code for a protein of 835 amino acids. The transcript has 10 exons.
CUUUUUUUGCAUUCCAUCCAUUCCUUUCCUCAUUCCAACUCUUACCUUUUUCUGUUUGUCGUGCUAACCGCAAAUCUUCUUCCCCUUUCUACAUUACACAUUCCUAUUGUCUCAUUAACUUCCUCCGAGAGGAGAUACUCAUGGUGUCGCUUCACUUCAAAAGUUCACCAAAUAGCCAUAAUCCAUUCCAUUCCCCAGAGAUCCAUAACGAGGAUAGACCACUGCUUGCACACUUUCAUGGUUAUGAUAACAAUGGAUCACCACGACCAUUCCCGACCGCACCCGUCACACCAUUGGUGAGAGAAGCACGAUAUGCCAUCGUCAAUGCUCUAGACACGUCUCUCACUCGUGAUGAACUCGGAUCUCCAGAAAUCUAUCUUGCACUAUUGUUACCCAUAGUCAGGAGAUACCGUGAAGAAAGGAGAGAGACAGCUGCGGUGUAUGCCUUCUUACUCAAUCGCUGGCAGUUUCUCAAGGACGCUGAGAGUGAUAUUGCUAAUGCACGGGUAAACGAGACCAGAGCGCAUGCAUGCGAGAUAGUAGCAAUCAAGAUUCUCAAAGCCUUUUCAAUGCGCCAGCUUAUCGACGUGUUAACCUAUGACUUUUCGCCUGUGAAAAGAAAGGACACUCGAUUUAGAUUAUACCUGCCGCAUUUCGAUGGCGAGCCUUCAACAGAGCCGAUGAGUGCACUCGAGGUCGCAAUCUCUGGAAAAGCAAAGCACUUUCUUUCGCAUCCCUUAGUACAAGAAAUCAUAAACCAAAUCUGGCUAGGAGAGAUCGUUUUUUUUUCAAACGCAAUCGAUAAUCCACAGUCAUGUCAUAAUGCAUCUCCAUCCGAGAUCAGGACGGUCACUGUCUAUUACUCAAGUGACAUAAAGUUUCUCAGGCUCUCAAGACUACGAGUGCCGAGGUACAAGACAACUUUCCAAAUGGUUUCUUCCUCAGUGUUCAUCAUCGUGUACACAUUCGUCACUUUUGCAAAAAAACCAGAGCUCACAGCCAUGGAGAUGAUUAUGGACCUAUGGGCACUUUCAUUAACUUUGGAUGAGCUUGUUCAGCUCAAAGACUCUGGACCAUCAUUUUACUUUGAGACCGUCUGGAACCUGUUUGACGUGCCAAUCUACAUUAUCUUCUUGGUAUUUAUUAUUUUGCGGAUCACUACGUUCUUCAAUGGAUCUAUUGAAUUGACAUAUUUUGCCUACGACUUUUUGGCCUGCAAUUCAAUCUUGCUUUGGCCAAGACUCUUUGCGGCUCUUGAUCAUUACAAGUUUUUUGGAACAAUGCUCAUUGUUCUGAGACAGAUGCUUAUCGAUGCGACACUGUUCCUAGCACUCUCUUUUAUAUUCUACGUUGGGUUCCAGCAAGCAUUUUAUGCUCUCCAUGACAACACACAGAGCUAUGGAGAAAUUGCAUGGCUACUGCUCCAAGUGUUCUUUGGGUCGGCAUUUCUGGGUUUCGAGCAAGCAUCCGAGCUUUCAGAAAGGUUUGGGGCUCCUCUUAUGGUCCUCUUCGUAGCAAUAUCAGUCCUCAUGCUUUAUACUCUUUUGAUUUCUAUUUUCUCGCAAACAUUUGCAGAGGUUAGCGCCAAUGCGAAAGAAGAGUUUAUGUUUCUGUUUUCAGUCAAGGUUAUGGAAGAAGUCAAAUCAGAUGCCCUAUAUGAGUUCCAGCCGCCCUUCAAUAUUUUAGCUAGCAUUGUAAUCUGGCCCUGCAGUCUCCUUUAUCCUCCGGAAGUAGUUGGCAAAGUCAGUCGUGUUCUUUUGCGCUUCUUCUAUUUCCCUGAGUUGGUCUGCAUAUGGGUCUUCGAAACUUUGGCAAUCAAGAAAAAGGGCCAGUCCUCCUCCGUCCGGCCAGGGUGGAUUGGUCAUCAAGCUUCUUAUGGUUCCAUAUCUGAGCUAGCCCGAACAGAUAGUAUGGCAAUAUCUGGAAGCGCCGCGAAGCGGAGACAAGAAGAAGGAGCGCAUGAUGGAGGGUUUAAGGCAUCUAAUGUAGAAUCAACGCGUGGAGAUGCGAUCUCUCCAUUAGAUGUUAGUGAUCCUAUGACGGAUCCUUUCCAAAACGCAUCAACUCGUGCUUUUAUGCCUAGCUCAGUAUCUCAAUACCAUCAACAGCAACUUGAUCAGCUCAACACACGGGAACUUGCAGCAAAUGCACAAGCUUCGUCACCUUUCAUGGAAAACAUGCGGCGAUUUGGAGACCCAAAUAUGAUAAACUCAAUGAUGGCAACAAACUCUAUAACUCCAGUGAUGAGAAGUGAAAGCAAAGAUGUUUUAGAUCAACCACAGUAUUCAUAUUAUUCACCAGCACCCAUUAAGAUGGCAACUAGGCGCACGCGCCGACGAAGCAGUAUGCCAGUAAAUUGUCAACCGCGCUAUGGAGCAGACGCGACUUUGGCAAGCACAUCUCAGGGUAUUUUACCAUCAUAUCGGAAUGAGAUAGGAGGUGAGGAUAUGUCAGCGUCGAUCGGAGACAAUAUGAAUGGGAUACAUCAUCAAUAUCAGUCACAAGACCAGCAAUAUGAGGGAACACAGGAGUUAGUUCAAUUAAUGGAAACACGCUUUGAAGAGAUGUGGAUACACAUGAACCAAAUUGAAUCAAAGAUCGAUCAAUUGAUGGAUGUGCUUAUUACCACCCAUCAGAAUAGUAAAUAA